Messenger RNA from Acaromyces ingoldii, 1355 nucleotides. Its product is annotated as Aldo/keto reductase. NCBI's taxonomy places the organism in Eukaryota, Fungi, Basidiomycota, Exobasidiomycetes, Exobasidiales, Cryptobasidiaceae. Gene Ontology annotation, molecular function: aldose reductase (NADPH) activity. The transcript is spliced from 4 exons. Gene Ontology annotation, cellular component: cytosol. The coding region runs from base 101 to 1120 and encodes 339 amino acids. The record is from RefSeq and is a predicted model, not a curated record.
GUCUUCUCAAAAUGGAGCCUGUAGCCCUUGUUUGCAUCGACCAGCAAUGAUAGACUACGAUUAGUUCCAACGGACUGGUCUUCAUCGCUGCUGCUGAUCCAUGGAUCGUCGUUCUGAGGCCAAAGAAGCAGCCCCGUCCGCUGGGCCCAGCGACAUGUCGACACUGACGCGUAUGCCCCCGCUCCUCUACGGCACGGCGUGGAAGGCCGAGGCAACGACGGCGCUUGUGCUGCAAGCCCUCGCCUCUGGGUUUCGAGGCCUGGACGUGGCGGGACAGCCAAAACACUAUCGCGAGGAUCUUGUCGGUGAGGCCGUCUUGCAUGCGGCAAGGGACUUGGGCAUUCCGAGGGAAGCGCUAUGGAUACAGACAAAGUUCACUUCGCUCGGUGGCCAAGAUCGCAACAAGCCGCUGCCGUACGACGGGAAUGCGCCGGUCCGCACAGCCGUCCGCCAGAGCUUCCACACGAGCCUGCGCAACCUCCACCAGGGCCCGCGUUGGAUCUGGGACGAGGGCGAGGCCAAGGGAGACGGUGCAAGGGCGCGUCCGUGGAUCGACAGCUACCUGCUGCACUCGCCAUUGGACACACUUGAGGCGACGGUGGAGGCGUGGGAAGCAAUGGAGGACCUCGUCGUCGAAGGAAAAGUGCGCCAGAUUGGAUUUUCUAAUGUCUAUGACCCCAGGAUAUUUGCCGUCUUGAGGAGCGCUGGCAAGAGAGUGGGCCCGCGGAUACUGCAGAACCGGUGGCACCACACGAGCGGCCACGAUGUCUCUCUGCUCCCGCUCCUCUCCCCCUCGCUCUCGCCAAACGACUUUCCACUGCCGGGUGCCUCGUCGGGCCAAGGCAUCAUCUACCAGCCCUUUUGGACGCUGACUGGCAACCCAAGACUGCUGUCAAGCGAGGGCGUCAUUCGGUCGGCCAUCAAGCACGACUGGACGCCGCAGCAGGUCGUCUACCGUUUCGUGGCCCAGGGCUUUGGUGUCAAGGGCAUCGCCACGGCGGUCCUCUGCGGGAGCACAGACGAGGCACACAUGCGCGAGGCCGUCCACGUCGUCCUGGGCGAGGAAGCCCUCGACGACGACGAGGUCGACGAGAUUCGACGUGGCAUAUACGGCGAGUGAUAUCUUCUUCACAGCGCGACAAAGCAUCAGCAUCAGCACCAGUCCCGGUCCCAGUCCCAGCACAAGCACCAGCAUCCCACGCCCCACCCUCAGCAAGCUCCUCCUACGAACAAUCUGAUGAUGACCGACCAUUUGGCAAAUGCUCGGAAGAAUAGCGGUUUGUAUUCUAGCUUUUCUCCCUUAGCUUCGUUUUCUUCCCCUCCCCCUGUCCCAGGAAUUUAGAGCUUUCAUUCGC